AAAUUUUAUUUUUUAAAAAUGCCUUCUGAAUAUGGAAUUGAAACAGAUUCAGUAACUUUACAAAGAUUUGUACUGAACGAACAGCGUAAAUAUCCGGAAGCUACAGGAGAUUUGACUAAUCUACUAACUUGUCUCCUCACAGCUAUUAAGGCUAUCUCCUCAGCUGUUAGAAAGGCAGGAUUAGCACAGCUUUAUGGAGUAGCUGGGAAUGUUAAUGUACAGGGAGAGGAAGUCAAGAAACUUGAUGUGCUUAGUAAUGAGUUGAUGAUAAAUAUGUUAAAAUCUUCCUACACUGUUUGCGCUAUGGUAUCAGAGGAGGAUGAAAAUAUGAUUGAGGUGGAAGUAGGAAAGCAAGGUAAAUAUAUUGUGACAUUUGAUCCUCUCGAUGGAUCCUCAAAUAUUGACUGUCUCGUUUCGAUUGGAACGAUUUUUGGAAUUUUCCGAAAGAAUAGUGAAGGCCCAAUUCAACCUCAAGAUGUAUUGCAGCCAGGCAGAAAGAUGGUAGCCGCCGGUUAUGCUUUGUAUGGUUCUGCAACAAUGGUUGUUCUUUCGACUCCGGGACGGGUUGAUGGCUUCACCUUGGAUCCAAGCAUUGGUGAAUUCAUCCUAACAAAUCCAGCAAUGAAGGUGCCAAAGAAAGGAAAAAUUUAUAGUAUAAACGAAGGUUAUGCAAAGAAAUGGUCUAAAGGCGUUACCGAAUAUAUAUAUUCCCGUAAAUUCCCGGAAAGUGGAAAAUCUGCUUAUGGCCAGCGUUAUGUUGGCUCUAUGGUGGCCGAUGUACACCGUACUCUCCUUUACGGCGGAAUUUUUAUGUACCCAGCAACUAGUGAUGCCCAAAACGGAAAACUCCGUCUUCUAUACGAAUGCAACCCAAUGGCUUUUAUUAUGGAAAAUGCUGGAGGUUUAGCAAGCCAUGGAAAGGGCCCCAUUUUGGAUAUUCAUCCAACAACUAUUCAUCAACGUACACCAAUCUUUUUGGGUUCAAAAGAGGAUGUUGAAGAAUGUAUUGGAUUUUUACAAAAAUAUGAUUAA
Meloidogyne enterolobii is the source of this 1032-nucleotide messenger RNA. NCBI's taxonomy places the organism in Eukaryota, Metazoa, Nematoda, Chromadorea, Rhabditida, Meloidogynidae. The record is from the annotation of a GenBank genome assembly.